AUGCAAGCAGAAUUCGAAUCGCUUGAGGACAAUAAGACUUGGACACUUGUUCGAGAACCGAAAGAUAGAAAAGUUUUACCUGGAAAAUGGGUAUACAAAGUCAAGUAUGGAGCAGAUGGUCAAAUUGAUAAGUACAAAGCUAGAUACGUAGCAAAAGGUUUUGCUCAAGUCGAAGGCUUGGACUUUUCCGAUACUUACACCCCUAAAUGCAAACCUGAGACUUUCAGAAUAUUGUUAGCAAUAGCAGCACAGAAAGAUCUACAUCUUAGUCAAAUGGAUGUAAAAUCAGCUUAUUUUCACUCAACAAUUGAAGAAAUUUAUCUUGAGCAACCCGAAGGUUUUGUCAAGCAAGGAGAAAACGGACAGAGACUAGUGUGCAAAUUAAAUAAAUCUAUCUAUGGUCUUAAGCAAGUAGCAAAGAAUUCGUAUGAAGCACUAGCAAACCUCCUCGUCAGCAAAGGUUAUCAGCGAAGUCGCAACGACUAUUGUCUCUUUGUAAGGAAAGAAACAGAUGGCACGUUUUCGUACGUACUUGUAUGGGUUGACGACAUCAUAGUAGCAGAAGUCAACGAUGAAAUCAUUGAUGCAAUCAAAUCGAUGCUAAAAGAGAAUUUCAAGAUGGACGAUCGAGACACUUUACACUGGUUCUUGGGAAUGCGAAUUUUAAGAUUGGAGAACAUGAUCACAAUAGAUUAA
Messenger RNA from Paramuricea clavata, 696 nucleotides. The record is from the annotation of a GenBank genome assembly. Lineage: Eukaryota; Metazoa; Cnidaria; Anthozoa; Malacalcyonacea; Plexauridae.